GCAAGCAGCAAAGCAGAAGACACCUGGGAUAAUUUGCCAAAGCGCAUUUAAGGAUAUUAUACUUCACCAUGAGCUCUACAAACAGACCAACAGCAACCAUGUCAGCACACGCCAGCCUGCUCCUUCUCAUCACCGUGUGUGUGUCCAUGCAGGAAGGUUCUGGACAUCCACUGUCAGAAAGGCCUAAGUCCAGUGAUCUGGCUCCACCUCACAGAAUGCGGACCAAACGCUGUGCCUGCACCAACCAGCUGGACUCUGAAUGCCACUACUUUUGCCAUCUUGACAUCAUCUGGGUCAACACACCAAGUAAGACCACUGUUUACGGCUUGGGCAGCCCUCUGUCACGUCGCCGUAGGUCUGCCGGUCCCUGUGUGUGUGCGGACUCUUACGACCACACCUGCACCAGCUUCUGUCUGGACAGCUCAGAGAACUCUUCACCCCAGACGGCCAUUAAGAGCUCCCGUGCCAACCUGUUGACUUUCCUUAGAUAUAUGGUCAGAGCCUCUGAGAGAACCAGGGGAUGGGCCUUCCCACCCAGGAAGGAAGCAACCAGGGCCCCUGGGCUUGAUGAGCGCUAAACGACAUGGCAUGGCAGACAGAGUGAGGAGAGAAGAGCGAGUACCAGAACAAAUUACACUACUCUAACAUGGAGAGGAGCAGAACAAAGGGCUGCUGGUAGAGAGAUGUGUCACAUGCAGGAAGGCCACAGACCGGUGGGACUGCCUGUUUGUUUGUCGGUUUGUACCCAUAAAUAAAGGUUGGAAAACAAAAUGUGACAGAGGCCUGAAGACAGAGAAUAGAUGCUAGAUCUAUCUUGAGGGAUGGAUCAGGCAUGAUGCAUACAGGCUAUUUGUGCAGCAAAAUAUUUCUGUUAGGGGCAGGAGGGACAAGGGUGGUCCAUGCUACUGGCAGACUUUGGCCAGGUAAAGGAGAGAACACUUGAUGUGUGUAUGCUGGUUGUCUGUGUUCAAAACAAUGGCAGACCAUUGCUGUCAUGAUGGAAAGAAUGUGACAGGGAGAAUAUGACGGACAGGCUACUGAUACAAUCAUCAAAAUGAUGUAUGAGAGAACCAGUGUUUUACUCUUUCUUUUGCCAAAAUAUUUAAUCUCUCCAUUAUUUGAUUGUAUAAUAACAACAUAUUAUGAUUGCUAUGCAGGUUAUUCACCAGGGGAAAUGACUGAGGUCAUUUAAAUGUGCAAUGUUUAGGAUUAUACACUUAGUGUACUUAACAUUAGGAAUACCUUCCUAAUAUUGAGUUGUAAAGUUGACUGGAUGUUCUUUGGGUGGUGGGCCAUUCUUGAUACACAUGGGAAACUGUUGAGCGUGAAAAUCGCAGCAGUGUUACAGUUCUUGAUACAAACUGGUGAGCUUGGCACCUACUACCAUACCCCGUUCAAAGGCACUUAAGUCUUGCCCAUUCACCCUCUAACUGGCACACAUAUAUAAUCCAUGUCUCAAAUGUGUCAAAUCUUAAAAAUGAUUCUUGAACCUGUCUCCUCCCCUUCAUCUAGAAUGAUUGAAGUGAAUUUAACAAGUGACAUCAAUAAGGGAUAAUAGCUUUCACCUGGAUUCACCUGGUCAGUUUAUGUCAUGGAAAGAGCAGGUGUCCUUACAGUUUGUACACUCAGUGUAUAUGUGUGUGUGGGUGGGAGUAAAAAAAUACAUAACAUCGAAACAUACAAUAUGGUAUAUCAUUGACUAUUUAUUCAAUUCUUGAGAUUUUGAUUUAGACCACUUCUGUAUUGAGUGACUGUGUGAAGCAGUGUGUAAUAAUAAACAAAUUAAUGCUUGAA
Molecule: messenger RNA, 1794 nt
Organism: Oncorhynchus keta (chum salmon)
Lineage: Eukaryota; Metazoa; Chordata; Actinopteri; Salmoniformes; Salmonidae
Product: endothelin-2-like
Exons: 5
Coding region: 69-578 (169 amino acids)
Biological process (GO): regulation of systemic arterial blood pressure by endothelin; vein smooth muscle contraction; intracellular calcium ion homeostasis
Cellular component (GO): extracellular region
Molecular function (GO): hormone activity; endothelin B receptor binding
Source: RefSeq, a predicted model, not a curated record